Molecule: messenger RNA, 1749 nt
Organism: Stereum hirsutum FP-91666 SS1
Lineage: Eukaryota; Fungi; Basidiomycota; Agaricomycetes; Russulales; Stereaceae
Product: subtilisin-like protein
Exons: 12
Coding region: 1-1749 (582 amino acids)
Biological process (GO): proteolysis
Molecular function (GO): tripeptidyl-peptidase activity; serine-type endopeptidase activity
Source: RefSeq, a predicted model, not a curated record
AUGUUGUUCUCGUCCGCUCUGCUCUCCCUCUUCGCUGCGUCGGCCUCCGCACGUUCUGUCGCGUCUCCACGAUGGAAUCUUCACGAGAAAAGAGACUUCGUUCCCGCCGAAUUCGUGCAGUCUGGUGUGGCGUCUGGGGACCAUGUCUUGAAUAUGCGUAUCAAUCUCGUCAUGGGCGAUCAGGCUGGUCUGGAGUCUGCUCUCGAGGCGGCCAGUAACCCGACGAGUCCGACGUUUAGGGAGUGGUUGUCCAAGGAUCAGGUUGAAUCCUUUGUGAAACCGACCCAAGAAUCUGUCGAUGCUGUCACGUCCUGGCUCGCCACAUUCGACAUCACGCCUAACGUCGCCACACCCGCCGGUGAUUGGCUCGCAUUCGACAUCCCGGUCUCUACGGCGAACAAAAUGCUGAACACACAGUACUCUACGUUCACGAGGGUGGGGACGGGUGAGACCCAGGUACUGACGUUGGAAUAUUCGUUGCCGGAGGAGGUGCAGGGACAUGUGAAGGUCGUGCAUCCUACGACUUCUUUCAACGGUCAAGUCCGACACAUGCCCAUCUCAGCAUUCAAACCCGUCUCCGCUCCCUCACCCGACUCGGACACUGUGACUUCGCCAUCCUCGGACGCCACACAGGCCACGGUCCCUGCUAGCUGCAACUCCACGAUCACUCCUGCUUGUCUCCAGGCGCUCUAUAAUAUUCCGACGACGCCUGCUAGCGCGGGAACACAAAGUACGUUGGGCGUUGCAGCGUUCGAUGAGCAGAAUGCGAACUUGGCGGACCUGAAGCAAUUCUUGACGACCUUCAGGCCGGAUAUGAACUCGUCGACUGCGUUUACGUUCACUUCUGUCGACAGUGCGACGAACGACCAGACGUUGAGGGAUGCGGGUGUUGAAGCUGACCUCGAUAUCCAAUACACCGUCGGCCUCGCCACAGGCAUCCCCGUCAACUUCGUCGACGUCGGCGAAAAGACUCAAGAUGGAGCGGACGAAGGGUUCCUCGAUAUCAUCAACGCGUUGUUGGCGAUGGACAAUCCGCCGUUGGUGUUCACGACUAGCUACGGGUUCGAUACAGAGGCGAGUUUGAGCGAGAGCUUGACUGUAGCGAUGUGCAACUCCUACAUGCAACUCACCGCGCGUGGUGUUUCUAUCCUCUUCGCGAGCGGCGACGGAGGCGUGGCGUCGACGCCGGGUGUACAAUGCAGCACCUCGUUCCCGCCUACGUUCCCUACUGUGAGUUUUCAACCGCGCAGUGCCACCCUCGUCGGUGCCACAGAGAACGUGAACCCAGAGAAAGGAGCCGCGCUCUCUGCCGGUGGAUUCUCGAACUAUUUCGCCAGGCCUUCGUGGCAGGACUCCGCGGUCGAAGGAUACCUCGACUUCCUCGGCGACACGAACGCGGGCAAAUUCAACGUCUCGGGUCGGGCGUACCCUGACGUCGCGGCGCAGGGUGAACGCGUUGAGAUUGUCGAUGCGGGGAGGACUGGGCUUGUUGCUGGGACGUCUUGCGCGUCCCCGAUCUUUUCCAGCGUCGUAGCGCUGAUCAACGACGACCUCCUCGCCGCUGGUCAGCCUGUCCUGGGCUUCUUGAACCCGUGGAUAUAUGCGCAUCCCGAGGCCUUCAAUGAUAUCACGACUGGAAACAACCCUGGCUGCGGUACGGACGGGUUCUUCGCGACUACUGGAUGGGACCCCGUGGUCGGAAUGGGAAGUCCGAAUUACCUCGCGAUGAGGACUGCUGCUGGAUUGUGA